Molecule: messenger RNA, 5172 nt
Organism: Hypomesus transpacificus
Lineage: Eukaryota; Metazoa; Chordata; Actinopteri; Osmeriformes; Osmeridae
Gene: ctnnd1
Product: catenin (cadherin-associated protein), delta 1
Exons: 21
Coding region: 94-2847 (917 amino acids)
Biological process (GO): cell-cell adhesion; cell-cell junction assembly
Cellular component (GO): adherens junction; cytoplasm; nucleus
Molecular function (GO): cadherin binding
Source: RefSeq, a predicted model, not a curated record
GCGGAAAGCUUGGAAAGGCAAGGAAGCAGAGAAGGAAGGAAACAAGAGGAAAGAGGAGUAAACCAGGGGAGUGAGAUUACUAUCAUAGUGUGUAUGGAGCAGUGUGCGAGCACGGCCUCCCUGCUGGCCUCGGUGCGGGAGCAGGAGAGGCAGUUUGAGAUGCUGAGUCGGGCCCUGGAGGAGGAGCGACGGUGCAGCGGGACCGCCUCCGGUACCCUGCCCCGGCCCCUCCCCACCCUACAGAACGGCCGCGUGUCUUGUGAUGCGGACAUAGAGAGGCUCACUCUGAGCGAGGCAUACAUCAACGGGUCACAUUACAUGAUGGAGCCGGGUCACGUCGUCGAGGAGACGUUCACCGUAGAGGAUGAACCUCAAGAGGCUCCACCCAUUGUCUCCGUUGAAACCGGCGAGGAUGGAACCACACGGCGCACAGAGACGACGGUGAAGAAAACGGUCAAGACCACCACCACCAGACACGUCAUCCCCUCCGUGUCGGACACGCUCUCCCUGGACGGCAUGGGGGGCGGCGGGGGCUCGGUGACGGGCAUGGGGGGCUACACCACCCCCAUGGAGCGCGUCUACCGCCAGGCGGUGCCCAUGGACUACCCCACCUCCACAGUGCCUCGCAACUACCACUACGGCCCCCCCGUGGGGUACGAGGACUACCGGGCAGGCCCCCCCUCGGAGACCUACGCCAGCCUGAGCCGGGGGGGGCGCAUGGACGAUAGAUACAGGCCAGUCGAUGGCUACCACACCCUGGACCCAGGCUACCGCUCCCACAGCCGGAACCACCUGGACCACUAUGCUGCUCAGCCACAGGUGCGUAUGGGCAGUGCUCUGGAGCUGUCGGGCCUGCAGCGCUUCGUCCCGGAGCCCUACGGCCUGGAGGACGACCAGAGGAGCAUGGGAUACGACGAGCCCGACUAUGGCAUGGGACCGCCCAUCCACUACGGCACCGUGCCGCGCAACGCCCACUUCACCCACGGCCCGCCACGCAGGACAGGGAGUUACGAGGGCACCCUGGACGGGGGAGCAGGGGACAUGUACUACUGGGGGGGCGGAGCCCCGCUGGCGCAGGGCGAGAGGGGGAGCAUGGCCUCAUUGGACAGCACCCUGCGGAAGGGCCCGCCCCCUUCCUGGAGGCAGCCCGAGCUGCCGGAGGUCAUCGCCAUGCUCAACUACAGGCUGGACCCCGUGAGGAGCAACGCCGCCGCGUACCUGCAGCACCUCACCUACAAGAACGACAAGGUGAAGUCGGACGUGCGGCGUAUGAAGGGCAUCCCUGCCCUGGUCUCCAUGCUGGACAUCCCCAAGAAGGAGGUGCACCACGCCGCCUGCGGGGCGCUCAAGAACAUCUCGUACGGACGCGACCACGACAACAAGAUCGCCAUCAAGAACUGCGACGGCGUCCCCGCCCUGGUCCGCCUGCUGAGGAAGACCAGGGACCAGGACCUCACAGACACCAUCACAGGCACCCUGUGGAACCUGUCGUCCCACGACUCGGUGAAGAUGGAGAUCGUGGACCACGCCCUGCACGCCCUCUCCGACGAGGUGAUGGUGCCCCACUCUGGCUGGGAGCGGGGCGGGGGCGGCGGAGGGGGCGGCGAGGAGAACUGCAAGCCCCGCCACUUGGAAUGGGAGACGGCGCUCACCAACACGGCCGGCUGCCUCCGAAACGUGAGCUCUGAGCGCAGUGAAGCCAGGAGGAAGCUUAGAGAGUGCACAGGAUUGGUCGACUCGCUCAUGUACAUCGUCCAAUCACAGAUUGACCUUAAAGAUGUUGACAACAAGUUGAUAGAGAACAGCGUGUGUCUGCUGAGGAACUUGUCCUAUCAGGUGCAUCGAGAGGUGCCGGGCUGCGAGCGCUACCAGGAGGCCCCGCCCCUCAACCAGGGCCCCGCCCCCAGCUCCACGCAGAAGGCAGGCUGUUUCAGCUCCCGCAAGGGCAAAGAUGAGUGGUUUUCCAAAGGGAAGAAAGACGAGGAUGUGGCUGCGGACAUGAUUGAAAUUCCAAAGAGAACUACACCUGCCAAAGGCUACGAGCUCCUGUUCCAGCCGGAGGUGGUGCGUGUCUACACCUCCCUGCUGAGGGAGAGUAAGAACCCCACGGUGCUGGAGGCCUCGGCCGGCGCCAUGCAGAACCUGUGUGCCGGACGCUGGAGCUAUGGGCGGUAUAUCCGAGGCCUGGUGCGCCAGGAGAAGGGGAUGCCCAUGAUCACAGAGCUGCUGGCCCACGGGAACGACCGUGUGGUCCGGGCCAUGUCUGGAGCUCUCCGGAACCUGGCCAUCGAUGCCAGGAACAAGGACCUCCUAGGAAAGCACGCAGUGCCCCACCUAGUGGCCAACCUGCCCGGUGGGGGUCAGAGUCAGCCUGUCCGAGCCCUGUCUGAGGAAACGGUGGUGUCUGUACUGAGCACGCUCCACGAGGUGCUAGGCAACAGCGUGGAGGCCGCCAAGACCCUGAGAGCCGCCCAGGGCAUCGAGAGACUGGUGCUCAUCAACAAGGACGGCAACCGCUCGGACCGGGAGGUGCGAGGGGCGGGGCUGCUUCUGCAGACGGUGUGGGGCUUCAAGGAGCUGAGGCGCAUGCUGGAGAAGGACGGCUGGAAGAAGACGGACUUCCUGGUCAACCUCAACCCCCCCAGCAACAGCCGCACCAACGGGGGCUACGAGAGCAGCACCCUGCCUCUGCUGGAUAGGGAAGAAAAGCGUGACAGAGAAAGAGAAAUGAUCCCACUGAACGACAUGGGACCAGAUGCCUACUCUACACUGGACCAGAGGGGGCGGAGUAACACGCUGAACGACACACUCGAACCUGCUGACAAAGACGGAGCACAGAAAAACUGAUAGUAUGCAUCACCAGAAGUGAGCCUCCUCCGACCGACUGCCGCUGCUGAACCCUAAUGGACACCACACUCGCCACUCAAAUUGGGACCAUCACCACUCCACAUGUCUUUCUCUCUCUCUCUUCCCCCCCCAUCCUCCUACAUUCCUUGUUUUGUUUUUUUCAUCUGAUGGACAGACGUUGGUUACCAAUGUAACACUAGAAAGCAGAGAUCCAUCUCCCUUCCAGUCAGACACUACCGCAGGAGAACACUCCCUGACCACUAAGCUUUACCUACCAACACUAAGGAAGCCCGCCCACAAACACUAAGGACCCUCUCAGCUGUGCAACCCCACACGCCUCCUCCCACCACACUACCCGCAUCAGUCGCAACCUCAGAGAGACUCCUCCCACUACACGUACGGCAACCUGCAAUUGGCCUCGGGUCUUAGAACCCGGAACUUGGAACCACACCAUGAAAGUGGCGUCUCUAAGCAGAGGGACUGGAAUCGGAAACGAGCAGUUGUACUUUUUCUACAGAGCAGUAUGUGCACUUCUCCAGAAGUGGCCAUGAAGAUAUGCCAGUAUAGGUUUCUGCUGUUCCAGUGACAGCUGAACUAAUGAUUACCACUAAACUUUUUGAACCAAUGUUUGUUGAUCUAAUAUGUGUGGGCUCUGACGUUGUUCCGGGAUUUUCCGUGCGUUGCUGCAUUUGCUACAGUGAUGUAUGCGUGCCAAAUGUGACCCCACUGAAGCUGAAACUUUAUACAAAGUGUUUCCUGAUACCUUGCUUUACGCCAACUUAUGCAGAUGUCAUACUGAAGCACUAGGCUUGCUUUUUAUUAAUACUGCUGAUUUGUUUUUUGGGGGAAGGAGAUGGGAAAGAUUGGAUAGGGUGCAUUUUUUCCAAAAGUGGGCUGUUUUUUUGUCCCACAGAGGAAGGGAUGUCACACAUGCAAUGACAUGUUGUUGGUUAGUGAGCCAAUGUGGUUUAUGGGCUCAAAGGCCACUGACUUUCAUUGUUAUUGUGCGUACAUUUGACUUAUAAUGCCAAAUUCAUUUUUUUGUACCUAAUAGAACAUUUAAACAAAUAUUCUGUCAUAUACAGAAUCAUAUCUGCUCUUAAGGAGACGUGCCCAUCUUAACAAACCCCUAUCUCUGAUUCUUGUGAAGUUUUCAGAGAAACCAUGAUUUUGAUUGUUGUUGAUUCAGUGAGUGCAUUUUUUUCUAUCUGGAACUUUGUCAAUCUUUCUCUCUACAUAUAUAUAUAAAUAUGAAUGUGUACAUAUGAGACUGCCUUUAACAAAAAGUCUGUGUUACUAACUGGAGUGCCUCGCUUGUUGAGUGGUCUAAUCAGUGGAUGAAUGUCAGAGACCAGGGACAAUAAAUAGAGCCAAACUAUUCUUUGUUUUUCAAGACUCCUGGGUAGAGUUUUCCCAAAGGCCUUGUAGUCCUAAGAUUAUUUCUAGUCCUGUUGUAGGCCUGUAGAAUUCAGGCUUCUGAAGGAACCCGUCAGUGUUCUGUAACCAGUAGCUACAACACAAUACGCCUUCUCGGUUUUUUACGUUCCUUUAGUGCUUGUUCCCUAUUCUAUGUGCUGAGCAAGAUGUAGAUAUUUACUGAGUGGAUAAUUAAAAAGCACUAGGGGUGAUGUUUGUGGCUUUUGUUUUUUUCUCCCUUUUUAUUUAGAUUUCUUUUUGCCUCAUUCCAGACCAACACUAUUGAUCAUCAAUGAUGUGUUGAAAUGUAAAAACAAGUUGCCUUCCGGAAGGGUUCUAGAAUGUUCAGAGAAUUCCUGUUUCCAGAAUCUGUCGCAAUGUAGAAUGUGUACUUUGGAAUUGUUGGGGUAAACGGGGAUUGAAGCAGACAAGGGGUUACAAUUGGCACGUUUGCCUCAAUCUAUGGAGGGGAAAUCUGACUACGGGGGCAAAAAUCUGAUUUUGAUUCUAGUUAUUUAGAUAAAGUACAGUAAUACAAAUAAAAAGCACAUUUAACUAUAUAAUACAAAAGAAUAUUUGUUAAUUUUUAUGGUUUUAUGUAUUCUUUUUUUAUAUUUUAUUUUGGGUUUAAUUGUUUAAGGUAUUUUGGAUGAAUGCAUAUGCAAUCAGUUUAAUUUUUUGAUUGAGAACAUUUACAGUUUAUAUAUUUUAAUUAAACACAAAACAAGCAAAAACAAAACUCAUACUGUCAUGCUAUGUUGGCAAUUUGUUGGAACACUAAUUGAAAAGCUGAUUCAGGAGUAAACCCUUAUCUACUUGCCUUGGCUCUUAAAAAUGCACAAAGUUAUCAUAAAUUAAAUAUGUAACUAGCAAUACUGUUUUUAAUAAACAAAAAAUGAUUUUUUCCCA